Messenger RNA from Ctenopharyngodon idella (grass carp), 2802 nucleotides. RefSeq lists its product as uncharacterized. NCBI's taxonomy places the organism in Eukaryota, Metazoa, Chordata, Actinopteri, Cypriniformes, Xenocyprididae. The record is from RefSeq and is a predicted model, not a curated record. Bases 1802 to 2191 code for a protein of 129 amino acids. The transcript is spliced from 3 exons.
CGAGACGCUUCUGACGCUGUCUGUUGUUCAAGAGUGGCUUGACACAAGGAAUGCGACAGCUGAAACCCAUGUCUUGCAUACGUCUGUGCGUAGUGGUUCUUGAAGCACUGACUCCAGCUGCAGUCCACUCUUUGUGAAUCUCCCCCACAUUUUUGAAUGGGUAUUGUUUCACAAUCCUCUCCAGGGUGCGGUUAUCCCUACUGCUUAUACACUUUUUUCUACCACAUCUUUUCCUUCCCUUCGCCUCUCUAUUAAUGUGCUUGGACACAGAGCUCUGUGAACAGCCAGCCUCUUUUGCAAUGACCUUUUGUAUCUUGCCCUCCUUGUGCAAGGUGUCAAUGGUCGUCUUUUGGACAACUGUCAAGUCAGCAGUCUUCCCCAUGAUUGUGUAGCCUACAGAACUAGACUGAGAGACCAUUUAAAGGCCUUUGCAGAUGUUUUGAGUUAAUUAGCUGAUUAGAGUGUGGCACCAGGUAUCUUCAAUAUUGAACCUUUUCACAAUAUUCUAAUUUUCUGAGAUACUGAAUUUGGGAUUUUCCUUAGUUGUCAGUUAUAAUCAUCAAAAUUAAAAGAAAUAAACAUUUGAAAUAUAUCAGUCUGUGUGUAAUGAAUGAAUAUAAUAUACAAGUUUCACUUUUUGAAUGGAAUUAGUGAAAUAAAUCAACUUUUUGAUGAUAUUCUAAUUAUAUGACCAGCACCUGUAUAUUGUAAAAAACAUUUGUUUGUUGCCAGUCUGUGUGUUCACUGGAUUAUUAUAAUUACUGGCAAAAAGAAUGUUUGGAAUUGUAAAUUGAUAUUUCCUACUGGCACACUGAAGCAAAAUAAUAUUAACUGUUUUUGGUAUGAAUAAUGAUUUAUAAAUAAAAACAAUUUUUUUCGGUCAAAAAUAUUGCGUCAAAGACUUUUGCACUCAUUAAAUUUGAGCAAUUUUUAUAAACUAUUAAACAUAAUUAUAGUAAGUGAAUAGCAAGUUAAGGUUAUAAAGAAUGUAUGCAGAAACAAUGACGCUACAUUUGGGUUCGAGAGUUCAUCUCAGGCUGUAGGCACUCAUGAACUCUUAUUGUAAUGACAUAGUAAUAACCAUGUUAUUACAUGGUCUGGACUGAAAUGUUUAUUUUAUUUUAUUUUGAUGAAAAAGAAGAAAAAAAUGUGAUCAAACAACUUAGCACCACAAGUAGCCAAACUCUCAACCUAUCAUUUGAAAUGGUUCUUGAAAGGUCAAUACAAAGGUCAAUGCAACCACUUGCAACUACACGUCAAUUAAAUAGACAUAUUUAGACCAAACUUACACCACUACAAGUGACGACUUAUCCAGGAAAUAUAAAAACCCAUAGACAAGCAGAACAGAUCUUUUAUUCAGCUCUUAACUCCAGCAGAAUUUGAAAAAUUGUAUAAAAUGACCUAGAACUAGAAGUUCAGAACCACUAGAAGUUGCCCAAGCCAUUUUAUUAUCAUUCCCAGUGGGAUAUAAAAUUCAAAAAUUGCUUCAAAACCUGAAGUCUCCCUCUGAGCCUUCACACCACUGGUUGUUAGAAUAAAAUAAUAAUUGGUUGUCAACAUUCAUCCUCAACCAUAUUCAUUAAAAUAUUUCCUAUAAUUUCAAUUCCUUUAUUUCACUAAUACGUCCGGUAGUCUUUUACAUUCGUCAUGCCCCUUUAAAGGUUAAACCCAUAAAUACCACCAUCAUUAUAAGAGGCUAUUCUGAGUUGUAUGUCUCUAAGGGAGCCAUGAUGACGCUAUAAGGUAAGUUAAUUAUGUCAAUUAUGGCACUCAAGGCCCAUCCAGAUUUUCUUUGAGUAAAAUGAAAUGCCAAUUUGCCAGAAGGCGCGAAUUGUUAUGGCUGUGUAUAAAAGCAAGGUCAGUGAGCUUUAGGGAAACAGAGGAAACCCAACUGCAAACUGACCCGGCAAUCACAGGCACUGCAAGCAUGAUGAAAGUAUUGGCUCUGAUGACACUACUGAUGGUCUCUGUUGAGUCGGAUCUCUCAAAUGAAGAGUGGAAGUCUCUGAGCAACCCACAGACCAGGACCCUGUUUUUCCGGAUCCUACAGUCGUAUCUUGAAGGCAGAGAGAGUGAAGCUCAAGCGAUGGGCAGGAAAACAGACGUGAAGCUGAACAAAAAUAGCAAUAUGGAAAAUACUGGUUACGACAAGUACAACCUCUAUCUUCACAAUGACAUUUAUGAUGUUUAGCCUGAAGAUUUCAUUUUUAGUUUCUCAAUAUCUAUCAUGUAAAUCAUUACAUCUAAUAGUUUAAGGAAUGUUCAAGUCAUUUUGUCUGUAAUGAUGUUUUCUUCUCUAUAUAUUUAAUUUCUCAUAAGUAAAUGAUUCAUAUAAUUUUUGUUAUAAAUGUUUUAGCAAGUUACAAACUAGUUGAUAAAAGCAAAGCAUGUUAUAGAUAUUGUGUUUAUAAUAAAGACUUAUGUAAGUAGGUAAUGUGUUGUUCUCUUCAAAAUAUCAUUCCUCUAUAGUUUAUUUGUUUACUAAAUUAAUAUGAGAAUGGAAACAGUGGAAUGAAAAUAACAACAGUGGAAUGAGAUUUUGUUCAGGAGUGCAGAUUCUCACCAUCCAUUGUUUUAGAAUCUGUGAACUACUUGGUUACUUUCAAAGUUUUAUUUAUUUUAUUAAAUAUUGAGGAUUUCUGUUUGAAAGAAGUAAGUAUUGAUAAAGUGUAAUGAAGGUUUCUAAUAUUCUCAGGAAUGAUUUUCACUUGUUUGACAAGUGUUAUCAGUAAACGGACAAAGGAAAUUUCAUAUUGAUGAGCCAAAUUUGAAAGAAAGCUAAAUGAGUUACCAAUAAAGAAA